AUGGCUCCCUCGGAUAACCAUGGCGAGCCCUCCGCGAUAGAUCCUAGCCGUAACGAGCCAUCAUCGACACCGACCACGCCGCUUACACACGACGGUCGAGCGCGAGGCGACUCGGCAGCUUCCUCGGUCAGCCGUAUGGUUCGGAGGAUGUCGAACCGGUUUGAAGAAUCGCAUCCGCCGGGGGGUUUCAUGGCCGCGACCGGCGAGUUUGCCUCGUCGUUGGUCUCGUCAAGAGAUGCGACGAAGCUUAACGCGCCCGCACCCUCGAAUUCGAGCCCCUCGUCACCUCUUAUCCCUCACGGAGCCGUGACGGAAAAUGGGUUGCAAACAUCUAGCGAGAGGAACACCAGCAAAGCAGCCGACCACGAGACGAUCCGGCAAGAAGGAGCUGGGUCGUCGCCGAGGAAGGGACCGGCAACGUCUUCCGACGACGUGACCAUCUCAGUGUCGACGGACGCGAGCAAGGCCAAAACCCCAACCGCACCUUUCGACAACGGGUACCACUUCCCGCCCAAAUACAACUGGAAAGAGUCUACGGCGCACGGGCUGCGGGCGUCCUGGGAGUACUUCACGACGCCUCUCGGGUUCUGCGUCGUCGUCUACGGCCUCAACGUCGUCGCUUGGGGCGGGAUGCUGUUCCUCCUUCUCUGCAACGCCUCGCCGGCCAUGUGCUACCCGACGUGCAACGACAUCAACUCGCCGCGACGCAAGUGGAUCGAGUGGGACUCGCAGAUCAUCAACGCGCUCUUCUGCGUCACCGGCUUCGGCCUCGCCCCCUGGAGGUUCCGCGACUGGUACUACCUCCUCCAGUUCCGCAUCCUGAAGAAGGAGGAAGGGCUCCGGCGCCUGGCCGGCUUCCACCGCGGCUGGUUCCGCCUCCCCGGGUCGCAGGGUCUGCCCCUGCAGGCUGGACCACAGAACCCCCCGCUCGAUGCGCCCCGGAGUAGCGUGCCUUAUCCGGAGAGCAGGAUACCCGAGGCGCCAUUGACGGGUGUCCGAGCGCCGGCGACGCCGACGUGGAGGAUGGAUUUUGUUGUUUGGUCCAUGGUUUGCAACACAUUCCUGCAAGCCGUCCUCUCAGGGUUCAUGUGGGGUAUGAACCGAUACAAGCGUCCCAGUUGGUCGACUGGUCUCUUUGUGGCUCUGGCCUGCAUCGUCGCAGCCAUGGGGGGGAUAAUGAUGUUUGUCGAAGGCAAGAAGGUCAAGAGCAUCGAGGGCGUGCCGCUGACAGGCCGAGACCUGGAGAGGUUGGCUCGGGACAGGGAAUUGGGUAUUCCGCAUUACAAUAAUAUCAAGGACAAGAAACCAAAGGAAAAGGUCACGGAUCCGGAGUCGAAUAUAGAGAAGGCUGGAUCUAGGCGGUCGCCGCAAUAG
Molecule: messenger RNA, 1374 nt
Organism: Phialemonium atrogriseum
Lineage: Eukaryota; Fungi; Ascomycota; Sordariomycetes; Cephalothecales; Cephalothecaceae
Exons: 2
Coding region: 1-1374 (457 amino acids)
Source: RefSeq, a predicted model, not a curated record